This is a messenger RNA of Mangifera indica (mango), 1867 nucleotides long. RefSeq names its product multiple inositol polyphosphate phosphatase 1-like. The coding region runs from base 309 to 1772 and encodes 487 amino acids. The transcript has 11 exons. Lineage: Eukaryota; Viridiplantae; Streptophyta; Magnoliopsida; Sapindales; Anacardiaceae. Gene Ontology annotation, molecular function: inositol phosphate phosphatase activity; acid phosphatase activity. The record is from RefSeq and is a predicted model, not a curated record.
ACAUGUGUGAAAGUUUAAUGGGCUCAGUCUCUCAGAUGAUCAUCUAUAUAUGUAUUUUUUAAAUGGCUUUUAAUUUUGGAAUUAAAAGUCGAAAAACGUUGCAGGGUUCGAAUGGUAUAUAAAUACCACGUGGCGUCAUCGUCAAAGCGAUAACGGUGGGCUCACCUUUUAGAUUGACCGUCAGUCAAGCGCUCGUCAUAUCAAUAUCGCAAACCGUGGCAUACGUGUUCUUCGUUAGAGAGCUGCUCAGAGAGUUCUACGGCAUCAAAAGCAAACGCAGACUAGACGGAGUAAAGAUACAGAUUGCUAUGGCUUCUUAUAUGUUGAUUCUGUUCAUAAUUUCGUUAUCGCGAUUAAACGAUGUCGUUCAAGGCUUCGAUGUUCGGCAACACCUCUCUACCGUUACAAGAUACAACGUGGUAAAAGAUGUUGCUGAUACAAAAUUCGUACCUUCUCUGAUUCCUGAUGAAUGCACUCCAAUACACUUAAACCUUGUGGCAAGGCAUGGUACUCGUGCUCCUACAAAAAAGCGGGUAAGGGAGCUGGACAGAUUGGCUGAUCAUUUGGAGGUACUUGUAAGGGAGGUUCAAGAAAAUUGUUUGUCUCUAGAGAAAGUUCCUGCUUGGUUACGAGGAUGGAAGUCUCCUUGGAGAGGAAAAUUGACGGGUGGAGAAUUGAUUGGCAAAGGAGAAGAUGAAUUGUAUGAUCUUGGAAUCAGGAUUAGGGAAAGAUUUCCUAAUUUGUUCAUUGAUGAUUAUCAUCCAGACAUCUAUACCCUGAGGGCUACUCAGGUUCCCCGGGCAUCUGCUAGUGCAGUAGCAUUUGGCAUGGGCCUGUUUAGUGAGAGAGGAAGUCUAGGACCUGGGCGUCAUCGGGCAUUUGCUGUUACUAGUGAAAGCCGUGCAAGUGAUAUAAAGCUGAGGUUUUAUGAUUGUUGUGACAACUACAAGGAAUUUAGGACAAAUCAGCAGCCUGCUGUUAAUAAGCUCAAGGAACCAACUCUUGAUGAAAUUACUAUUUCAUUGAGAAAGCGAUAUGGACUGAAUUUCACUAGACAGGAUAUUUCUUCUCUCUGGUUUUUAUGUAAACAGGAGGCAUCCUUGUUGGAUAUAACUGAUCAAGCUUGUGGUCUUUUCAGUCCUUCUGAGGUUGCUUUGCUGGAAUGGAUAGAUGACUUAGAGAUGUUUAUAUUGAAGGGUUAUGGUGAGUCAUUAAACUACCAAAUGGGAGUGCCAUUGCUCGCGGAGGUUGUUCAAUCAAUGGAAGAAGCUAUUAUGGCCAAGGAAGGUAUCAUCAAAGUUUUAAAAAAACAUACUCCAGGAAGUUAUGAAAAGGUGAGACUUCGAUUUGCGCAUGGAGAAACUGUAGUUCCAUUCACUUGUUUGCUUGGGCUCUUCCUGGAAAGAUCAGAAUUCCACCAAAUACAACGAGAAGAAACCUUGCAACUCCCUCCAAAGCCUCCCAAGAGUAGAAAUUGGAGGGGCAGUAUUGUGGCACCUUUUGCUGGGAACAACAUGCUGGUUCUGUACAGUUGUCCUGCUAAUUUCUCAAACAACUACUUUGUUCAAGUACUACACAAUGAACAACCCGUUCCAAUGCCUGGCUGUGAUGAUACUGAUUUCUGCCCAUUUGAUGUUUUUAAGGAAAGAAUUGUUGCUCCUCAUAUGAAACACGACUACAAUACCCUAUGCAAUUUAAAGGCAAAAGCAAUUCAGACGAGUGAACCCAGUAAGUUAUCACCCCCACAAUCCAAAAAAGUUGAAUCACUGUAGCCCUUUUUAUUUGAUAGUCUGAGAAAAUAGAUCCCACGCAUGUCUGUUUCGUUGACAUCUAAUUACAGCAGUGAAAAUAAGACAAACUUUGCAUA